GUUGGCAAUUCGUACCCAGUCCUGCCCCGGUCCACCGCUCCCUACUCCUGUUAUACGCUAAUUCCUACUCCUACUUUACUAGCAGUAGCAGUAGAAUAAUUAAUAAUACUACGAGUAGAAUACGCUUACCAGAACGUUUGCCUAUUUCUGUGCUCUCGCACUGCUGCCGGUCCGCUGCCGCUGCACCCUACCCUCCUCUUUUGUUCCCUUCCCUGGUCUUCUCUUUUUAUUUUUUUUAUUCUUUUUAUUUUUUUUUUGGGGUGGGGGGAGAUAUCGUCCAAGUUUUGAGGAGAGAGAAGAGGGGGAAAUUAAAAAGAAUAAGAAAAAAAAAACACCAAAAGAAGAACAAAAUUUUGAGCAGAGAACAGGAAGUAGUAGAGUGAGAUGUCAAAAACUGAAGAAUCUCUUUGGUUUGUAUCGUUUUGAUAUAGAGUUUCGUAAAGGGAAAUUUGGUACUACUACUGCUACAAGAAGCGAAGCCCAAACCCUAAUCAGUUCCGAACAUGGCAACACCCGAAGAAACUUCCAGACUCAGAACCCUAGCUGACGCUGUAAGCGAGCCGGCCCUUUCUGCUGCUGUCGGUUCGGGUCUCGCAGGCCCCGAUAAAAAUCGGGCCCUGUCCCGCGGCAUCCCUGGCGGGUUCGAUGUAAAUAAAGUGAGUGAAGAGGCGGAGGAGGAGGAGAUGGAGGACAGUGUUGUGGCGGUGACUAAACGAACUGAGAUUUCCCUGGUGGAGACGAGGAUGACGCUGGGCACCGGUUUGGAAGGCACUGAGAAGUUGGGGCACGGGGUUGCUCUUGGUCUUGGCAGCUCGGAUGGGAAAAUUGGGCCCGCGAAUGGAUCUGCAUCCGUCCUUGCCAAAAGUGGUAUUAUUGAGGAUUUAAAUGCUGAUAAUGGAGGGAAUGCUAUCGUGAAAAUGGAUGGAGAGACAGGUGCUGGUGAUGAUGCUGAUUCUAUAGACGGGCAUGGCUAUUCCGUAGGUGACCUUGUUUGGGGGAAAAUCAAGAGCCAUCCAUGGUGGCCUGGGCAAAUAUAUGAUCCUAAACAUGCUUCAGAUUAUGCACUUAAGUUUAGUCACACAGGUCGUCUGCUCGUCGCAUACUUUGGUGAUGGUUCUUUUGCUUGGUGUCAGCCAUCGCAGUUGAUACCAUUUGCUGAGCAUUUUGAAGAUAUGUGUAAGCAAAGCAAUUCUAAGAGUUUUGUGACUGCUGUUCAAGAGGCUGUUGACGAAAUUGGUAGACUUGUGGAAUUAGAAAUGAUUUGUAAAUGUGUACCCGAAGAGAACAGGAAGGGGCUUCAUAGCCCGCUGGCUGCAAAUGCAGGGAUUAAGGCGGGAGUCUUAGUGCCCGAAGGAGGUAUUGGUAAACUUUUGUCCUUUAGGUAUGACUCGGCUGAAUUGCUCGCAACCGUUCAAAGUAUUGCUGAGUCAGUUUCUUUUGCUGGUGUUCUUGAACUUGCAAUCUUGAAGAGUUGGCUGUCUGCCUUUUAUCGUGCCAGAGGUGGUUAUUGGUUGCCUGUUUAUUAUGAAGGCCUGCAAAUUGAAGGCCUUGAAGGCAACAAUAGGACUGCGGUUGAGGACAAAAAUGAUUCCAUUGUUCCCAUUGAGGUUCCUGUCCAGGGGCCACAUGAAAAAGACUGGUCUUUAGCAUUGGCGGGCCCUGGAAAUGGCCCAGCACCUUCUGAUGAUCAGAAUCAUCAUGGGAGGAAGCAGAAGAGUGUUGCUGAAAUCAUGGCUGAGGGUACAGAUAAGAAGUCCAAGAGUAGGAAAAGAAGUAUUGUCACACAGGGAACAAAUGCUAGCAGCUCUGCAAAACAAAAGAGAAAGGAUGAUGAAGAUGGAAAUCAGAAUGGCAGUGUUCAAUCUUCUGGAACGGUGAGGAAGAGAAGUAGAAAGAAGAUCUCUAGUGCAGAGAAUGGUCAUGUUCAACCUCAGGAGGAAAUUCAUAAAAAUUCUCUCUCAAUUAAGCUGAACGAGGAUGAAAUUGCUGUUGCUGAUGAUAAUGAUGGUGAAGGCGCAAAAGGGACCGAAGAGAUUUCAUCUCCUAGGGAAAGAAAAAAGAGCAAGUACCUAUCCCCUCCAUACACAAAUUCGCGGUUCAGGUCUGGGAAUCCAAUUUUCAAGAAUGAGUUGCAAAAAGAAUCAGAGAAAAUUAGUAAGAUUGCUAGGAUGGGUGAGCGCAUGACUAAGGCUGCUGGAAUCCUUCUCGAGCCACCCCCUCUAGUUAAGUGCAAUGCUCAGACUGUGGAGGAAAAAUUGCCUUCAAAUGGUAAGCAAGGUCAGCAGAAGAUUAUUGACUCUGCAGAUGUCAAUGCACCAGUGAAGGAGGUGCUAGCAGGAAUUAAAUCUGGAGCUGUUAAUCAUUUGCACUCUUCGGAUGGAGAAUUCCCUGAUUUUAUCAGGGGAUUCAUCUCUGCAUUCAGAAGCUCUGUCCGUUCUAGUCAAUCAAAUUACACUCCUAAAAGGCUGCCUGGUAGGAAGAGGAAAUCGGUGAGCUCCGAACAAGGAGAUCUGGGUAACCUUGAUGUCAAGUCAGCUGAGGCUAAAUAUCCACGAACCAUUGACAAAAGGAGUGCCCGAGAUAAGUCUGAUAAACCUAAACUAAAAAAGAAUGCCAGACCUAAGGAUAAGCAAGUCGAUGGAAAAUCUCCUCCUGAAUCUCUAGUUGUGACAUUUGCCCCUGGAUUUUCCUUGCCAUCAAAGGAUGAUGUCAUCAGAAUAUUUAGCAAAUUUGGGGUUUUAAAUGAAAAGGAAACAGUUGUGUUCCCCGAAUCUGCUAGCGUUCAGAUUGUAUAUUCCAGUCCUGGAGGUGCAGAAGAAGCCUUACGAGAAUCAUUAAAGCAGAGUCCUUUUGGCUCCCGUAGUGUUAAUUACAAGGUUCGCCAUUCCUCAGCUUCUUCAAUGGCUGUGGAGUCCAGUCAUAAUACUUCCUCUGAUAACCCAGUUGCUUCGUGGCCAGCGGCUGGUGAGAAAUCUCAGCUUGUUUCCAUCAGACAGAAACUCGAGAUUAUGACAUCCAUGCUGGAAAAAUGUGAUGGUAAAAUUUCAACUGAGGAGGUAUACCAUUUGGAUGCCGAGAUAAAGCCACUGUUGGAGAAGGUGAGGAAGAUGGCUGGGGAUGUUUCACAAUAGAUGUGGGGUCGGUGAUGUACUUAGUUUUUUUAUACUGUUAGUGGCUUUCCCUUUACUCAUAGGACUUCUAUAUCUGACUCUUUUGUUGAGGAUAUUGGUGUUUGGUAGUAAUUCGAGUUUGUCUUUUUCAGGAAUUGAUAAAGCGGGUCAAGAUUAUUGUAUGUAGGAUGUAUGAUAUAGUUAUGAAACUAGUUGGAGGGUCAAUUAAUUAAUGUCUUAGAAUGUUUGUACGUAGUCGGUGUAUUCCCAAGGCAGCAGUCCCGCACCUCUGGGAAGGUUCCCUUCUUUCUCAUGUCUGAAUAUAUAGAACAAUGAAACUUGUCAGUGAUACUCUGCGCCCUUGUGCAUAGCUGUAUUUGUUGUGAAGUUCCAUUGGAUGAUUUGGGUUACUGAUAUUCUGCUCGGGGUUUGUUUUCAA
Molecule: messenger RNA, 3549 nt
Organism: Coffea eugenioides
Lineage: Eukaryota; Viridiplantae; Streptophyta; Magnoliopsida; Gentianales; Rubiaceae
Exons: 2
Coding region: 504-3131 (875 amino acids)
Source: RefSeq, a predicted model, not a curated record